Molecule: messenger RNA, 312 nt
Organism: Staurois parvus
Lineage: Eukaryota; Metazoa; Chordata; Amphibia; Anura; Ranidae
Source: the annotation of a GenBank genome assembly
UGGGGCCCCUGGGCAAUAGGGGAUCAUGGGGCCCCUGUGUCCUUGCCCAAACUCAAAAAAGCCUAUGAAAAAGGUACCAGGGGCAUCUCAUGGGGCCCCCUACUGACUCCGGGCCCUCGGGCAGUGCCCAAGUUUCCAAAUGGUCAGUCCGCCCCUGGCUCCCCCUGGAUACUGCAUAAUCACAGUAAGACCACAUGGAAGGAUAACUUUAGACUGCUUUGCUUUGCAAAUCAUAUAUUGAAUUCCCUCAACAGACUUCCAAAAUAUGCAUUUUGGAAGCUUUUUAAGAUCUGUUUGUACAGUUUUCAAACU